AUGAAUGAAACAGUGAGUUGUUCAAUUUUUUAUAGUAUCACAAUAAUUUUUAUUUUCAGCAAAAUUUCAACUCUGCAUUAUCUUUCAUUGUAUCACAAACUGAUAAAUUUGAUAAUGGAACAGCGCGAGAAUUCCUUGAUUGGAUUGAAAAUAUAGGUCGUCUUCUUAGUAUAACUGGAAUCAAACAACAAAAUGGAACAAGAAUUUUGCCAUUUAUAUUAACUGGACAUAGUUUAUCAAUAUAUAAAUCAUUAAGUCUUUAUGAACAAGAUGAUUGGAAAAUGACGACUGGAUAUAUUUUUGAGAAUUUGGAAAAAAAUCAAGAAACAAUUUUGAUGGCAAAAAUUCGAUUGAAUAAAUUGGAACAAAAUGGUAAAAGUUUUGAAGAAUUGGCAAAUGAAAUUCGAAAACUUUCAUAUAUUAUUUAUCAAAAUCUGAAAUAUGAUGAACGCGAAGAAAUGGCUACUUUGGAUUUUAUAACAAAAUGUCAUCAAUCCAUCAAAAUGCAAUUUGUAAGAAUGUCUGAUGUUCCAAAAAAAUUGAAUGAAGCUGUUCAAAUUGCCGAAAGAGAAUAUGAUUUGAUUGAAAUGGAAACUAAAAUGGGUCAGUGUUCAAAUUUAAAUAAAUAUGAUUAUUUUUUUAUUUUUUCAGGAAAAACAAAUCUCAAUAAUUACACCAAAAAUGUUGGACAACAAAGAAAACAAGAUUCAAAAGAUGAGGUGUUAAAAGCUGUGUAUUAUACUUAA
Molecule: messenger RNA, 746 nt
Organism: Caenorhabditis angaria
Lineage: Eukaryota; Metazoa; Nematoda; Chromadorea; Rhabditida; Rhabditidae
Source: the annotation of a GenBank genome assembly